Molecule: messenger RNA, 2001 nt
Organism: Rotaria sp. Silwood1
Lineage: Eukaryota; Metazoa; Rotifera; Eurotatoria; Philodinida; Philodinidae
Source: the annotation of a GenBank genome assembly
AUGUAUGAACCACAUCUUAAUCAUAAAUCAAAUAGUAAUGAAGAUCAUGAAUUAGUAAAUGACGUUAUACCAGAAGAUGAAGCAUCAACAACAAUCAUAUCACAAAAUAAUUCUCGACCUACAAUACAUUGGGGUCUUGUUGUCGAAGGUGACCUAAAUGGUAAAGAACACAUUAAUACAGAUACAGAUCAUUUCGAUGCACUAUUUGCACGCUCAAAUGCAUCACCAUUACCUCCAUCUCAUCCUCGUUGUUAUAGUUCAUGUUCUCCUUCAACAGUUCCACCAUUAUCAUCAAAUAAUACAUCAGCACAUCCCUAUGCAAAAUCUCAACCAUUAUUAUCGUCAUCACCUUCAUCAAAACAUAAGCAAUCACAUGAUGCAAUAAUUGACAUAAAUCAUCGACAAUCAGCAUCCUCAGUGUCAACACCUAAAAGUCAACAAUCAAAUCCAACAUUAGCACGUACUAAACGUAAAAAUUUUUCAUUAACACAUGCAGCACAAACAUUUCUUCAUACAUCAACUAGUCAAAAUGAACAAUUAGAACCUCUAGCACGAUCUUGUUCUUAUAAACGUCCUCAAUCGAUAAAAAAAUAUCGACAAAAAAAGAAAGAAAAGGAAAAAGAUCAGCAACAAUAUUUUUCUACACGCAAAUAUAGCACAACAGCAACAUCACAGAACAAUCAUAGUUUUCAUCGAGUCACAUCCGAUUCUUUUCGCAAGUCAAUUACAGCUACAACAGCACGAGUUUCUGCUGCAGAUCUUAUGGCAACUGAUGAUUCACAAGAGCAAUGGUCAAAUUCAAACAACCAACGAGCAGCAAGAAUUGGUUCAUUAACACUUGAUCAAUUAAAAUUACCACUUGAUGGUGAUGAAGAAGUUUAUCGUGUACGACAAUUUAAUACAACGCCGAAAGGAUUUGUCAAUCGAGGAGAUUCAUUUAAACGUUCAUUUAAACGUAGUGGUUCAAUAAGUCGUCGUAGUUCAUUUCGAGCUAAUCCAAAUAUAACACCAAAUGAUCGUACACCAUCACAAGAACAUGAUACAAAUAAUUCUCCAUCAUCAACUAAAGAAAUACGUACAAGUAAAAAUUCUUUAACAAAUUCAUCUGGAGCUAAUCUCAAUGGGUUACUUGAUAGUCAUGUUAUUGAUAGUAAUCCUACAUCAUCAACAAUUCCUUUACAAGAUCAAGAUGAAAAUUAUGAAGAUGAUGAUAAUCCACUUGUUGAACGUAUACAAACAGAAGAUGGUCGUGUACAAGAUAUACAUGUUUAUCAAGUUUAUUUACUUGGUAUGAGUGGAACUGGGAAAUGUUCACUUAUGAGACAAUUUAAAAGCACUGAAUAUCGAGGAAUAUAUGAUUAUUCAAGUUCGGUUGAAGAUGAUCCUGACAAUACAGUAUCAAUAAUGUUAGAUGGUAUUGAAUCUCGUUUACAUAUAUUAACAAUGGAUAUUGAUCAUAUAAAAUUGAGUGUAACAGGUGAUGCCUAUGUUGUAGUUUAUUCAAUAACAGAUCGUCAAUCAUUUCAAACAGCAUUACAAUUUAUAAAAAAUAUUCGUGAUAAUGAAUUAAUUAAUAAUCAAUCACCUAUAAAACGUCAUGUACCAAUUAUUUUAGUUGGCAAUAAAUCAGAUCUUGUACGAAAACGUUCUGUAACAAAAGAAACUGCACGUCAUGCAGCAUUUAAACAUGAUUGUAAAUUUAUUGAAACAUCAGCUGCGAUAAAUGAUAAAGUUGAUGAUUUAUUAGCUGGUACAUUAAAACAAAUACGUAUAAAUCAACAAAUUCGAAAUGAAGAAAAACGUCGUUUAACACUUAUCAAUGGAAGUAUUGAUACAAAUGAUUCCGAAACACCUAUAUUAACAAAUUCAUCACACAGAAGCAGUUCAUCAAUAACUAAUAGAAAUUCUAAAAAUGUUUUUAUGAAAUUUCUAAAUGUUUUUCGAAGAAAACCAUCGAAACUACCAGCCGAUGUAGAAAAUUUAAAUACGGGUAUUGGAUAA